AUGACCCAAGCGGGCUAUAUUGGCCAAGACGUCGAAACAUGCGUGGAAAGGCUUCUGAUCGAGGCAAGCUACGAUAUCAAAGCUACAGAGCAUGGCAUCAUUGUACUAGACGAAUUUGAUAAGCUUGCCAGACGAGAGACUUCAACCGGUCGUGAUGUCGGUGGUGAGGGUGUUCAGCAAGCCUUGCUCAAGCUAGUGGAAGGCACGAAAGUUACGAUCAACGUAAAAGACAACCGCUCCUCCCGAUCCGCGUCCCCGAUUACAACGAAUUAUAGCGCAGGAGGGUCAUCCAGCAGCGCAGCCCAAGCCGCACCUCCGGCCGCCAAGGUUGACCAAUACACCAUCGACACGACCAACAUCCUCUUCGUUUUCUGCGGUGCUUUUGUUGGGCUUGACAAAAGUGUAAUUCAAAGAGUUGCCAAGCCCACCAUGGGAUUUGGUGGCGAAGUCAAGGGGCGUACCACACUCUCUGGCGAGCAACAGACUCUGCCUUCUGAGCUUUACGAGCACUUGGCGCAUCACGAUUCUGCUUCGAAAUUUACGCCCCUGGACCUGGCCACGCCUGCCGAUUUGCAAAAAUUCGGGUUCAUCCCCGAAUUGAUCGGAAGACUGCACAACAUUUGCGCUCUCAGCCCACUAUCAAGAAAAGACCUAUAUCGCAUUCUUACGGAGCCGCGGAACAGUCUUGUAGCGCAGUACACAGCGCUAUUUGAAACGUACCCGUCACGUUUAUACUUCACCGAAAAGGCCCUUUUUGCUAUUGCGGACAGGGCGUCGCAGUCUGGAACAGGUGCUCGUGGGCUGAAGAUGGAGAUGGAGCGGGUCCUGGGCGAGCCCAUGUUUGACGCGCCGAUGCCAUACGUUCUCAUCACUGAAGGUUGUGUCAAUGGCACCGAGAAGGCGGGCUACUGGGCGAAAGAUGGGCGGUUCGAAGUGGACAGACGAAUGGAAGAAGAGCAGCUCCUCACUGCUAACCCAACAGCACCCGAACUUCUACCACAAGCCGGACAGAGUAGUAGUGGUUAG
Molecule: messenger RNA, 1026 nt
Organism: Cordyceps militaris CM01
Lineage: Eukaryota; Fungi; Ascomycota; Sordariomycetes; Hypocreales; Cordycipitaceae
Product: Clp protease, ATP-binding subunit ClpX
Exons: 1
Coding region: 1-1026 (341 amino acids)
Biological process (GO): proteolysis; protein catabolic process
Cellular component (GO): mitochondrial matrix
Molecular function (GO): ATP hydrolysis activity; ATP binding
Source: RefSeq, a predicted model, not a curated record